Messenger RNA from Protomyces lactucae-debilis, 993 nucleotides. RefSeq lists its product as uncharacterized. The record is from RefSeq and is a predicted model, not a curated record. The transcript has a single exon. NCBI's taxonomy places the organism in Eukaryota, Fungi, Ascomycota, Taphrinomycetes, Taphrinales, Protomycetaceae. The coding region runs from base 1 to 993 and encodes 330 amino acids.
AUGUUCAAGUCCCCUCAAGAGGCCCGUCUUUCUGCUAUGCUCCGCUCAGUGCUUAUCUUACUGUAUGGCUUUGCUCUGGUCACCUCCUUUGGGUUCGACCCAUACGCAUUCAUGAAGAACUCAAGUACUCCUUGCUUGACGCCUACUUUCAAAAUCACCUUGUUCGAUACUCUCAAGCCGCCAACACCGGACUCGUGUCAGACCUUUUGCCGUACAAGACUUCAAGAGCACAUCUGGGCUGUCAAGAGGACGCCGGAAUAUUGUAUUCACAGGCAAAGCAGAGCUUCUCAGACCCCAUGGGAGGUUGUGUACUGGAUGCCCAAGUUUGUUUCUCUCGGGAUCUUCAACGAAACUCCGAUUAUCUUCAAUGGCGUCCCAGAGGCCAUAGAGUAUUAUGAAGAAUGCCACUGUGAAGCGCUGAUGACAAUCGCGCGCACUUACCACACCCAUCCCUCUCAAAUGCCAGCUUGGCCCCUUGAAAGGUACAAGUGGCAACAGCCAACUGAACUACCAAGUGCGGAAACGAAGUGCAGCAUGUAUAAGAUGAGCUUGCGCCUUUCGCUCAAUGCGUGGAUUGCCACACCCAGGCUACUGUGGUCGAGACCGGCAAACGGCUGGCGCUUCAGUGCAUGCGAUUCGACAGAAAAUGUUCGCUACGGUUUACCUCCAAGGGUGGUCAUCGCAUUCAACCUUACCUCCCUUUCACUGAAAGACUUCAUCCCAAAACCCGAGAUUGCUUGCGCGUUCGCAUUCCCAACUAUUUAUUUCAUCAUGAACACUUACAGAGAUCUUGUGAGGAGGGCUGGUGGACGGCGUCUUCUGGCAUCGUCUACAGAGGAACUUCAGGGCUCCACGUCACCGGCUCAAACAUUUUACUCGCAACUACUCAAAUGCUCGCCUCUGGGUGACGAGGAACUGGAGCAAAUUAGAGCUUUAUCCCCACAACUGCUUGAAGAGCUUUUGAGUCUUAUUUGGGAGCAGAUGCCACGCUGA